AUGUUGCGCUCGAGUCUGCGUCAUGCCGCGCAGUCUCAUCGACUGCUGCGUUUCACAGGGAGAAAUGCGUCUCCUCAUGCUCAAGCUCUUACUCGUAUCGCUCCUUUUCACAACGAUCUCUCCCGCUUCUCGUCACCUCAUCAGACAUCGUCUUCUUUGACGCUUCCAUUGCUUUCGCAGUACUCAUUACUGCAGUACAAGACUCAAUUGCGUGGAUUUGCUUCGUUACCGACAAAGUCAUCGACAUGUUCAACAAAUGCAUCUCCUACACCUGCUGAAGCAGCUGCGCUCAAGAAGAAAAUUGCGGCUGCACGACGUCGUCGCAGUAAAAUUCGCGUUCAGGAAGAAAUGCUCGAGUCUGCACUGGAAAAAGGCGGCGAACGACGAAUGAUUCGGGUCCAAGAUGUGGAGAAGGAACUGCCAAAGAUGCCGGAACGUGCAGUCUCGCUGCUUAAACGCACACCGCAGCUGACGAUGAAGGGAAUUAAAGCUUUGGCUCAUGCAUUACAAGUUCUAGUGACGGACCCAGCAGCAGUCAAAGUGUGGCUUAUUAAGAUGAAGAGUAAAGUAAAACAUGAGCUGGAUCAUUACUGGCUCGGAACAAAACUGCUGUAUGCAGACGUGUCGACGUCGACGCGUAUCUUGCGUCGUCUAUUGAAAGGCAAUGCACUAUCACGUCGUGAACGCAAGCAACUGCAACGUACAGUGGCAGAUUUACUCCGUCUUGUGCCGUUCGCAUUUUUCGUGGUCGUGCCGUUUAUGGAAUUAUUGCUUCCUGUGGCAUUGAAAAUGUUUCCUAACAUGCUGCCGAGCACGUACAAAGACUCGUUCCAGCGUGAAGAAGACAUGAAACGUCAAUUGCAGCUACGUGUGGCACUGGCUGGUUUUUUGCAGGAUACGGUGAAGGAGAUCAUGCAGGACACACGCGAUACGGAAGGUGUAUCCGAGGAACGCAAAGCUACUGCGAGUGAGGUCAUGAAUUUCGUGGAACGUGCGCAGCGUGGUGAGCCUUUGACAUCGGAAGAAACACUUCAGGUCGCAAAGUUGUUUAAUGAUGAAUUAAUGUUGGACAACAUCUCGAGACCGCAGCUUGUGGGUAUGUGCCGGUUUAUGGGUGUACAGCCGUACGGUAAUGACAACCUACUACGUUUUCAGCUGCGUAACCGUAUUCGUCAGCUGAAAAAGGACGACCAGGACAUUAUUUGGGAAGGUCUCGACUCGCUUGACAAGGAGGAGCUGCAAAUGGCCUGUAUGGAGCGCGGCAUGCGCGCGACGGGACUGACCAAGGCUGGCUACGUUCGUCAAAUGCGCCAGUGGCUUGACCUGUCUAUAAAUAAGAACGUGCCGGCGUCACUGCUCAUCAUGUCACGGGCGCUGAACAUUACUGCUACAGACAACUUGGAAGAGGCGCUUGCUACUUCAAUGUCAUCCAUGGAUGAGGAGGUGGUGACUGAAGUGGCUUUGGCGGCAAAUGCGUCCAAGGAGGGAGAAACGGCUGAUAUGCGUAAGCUGAAGCUCGACAGUAUUCGGUAUCAGAAUGAGAUGAUUGCGGACGAAGAGAAGUUCCGUGAUGAGGCUCAGAAGAAGGAUAGCGAGGCUCAGAAACAGGCUGAGAGCGAGACUGCUGCAACUCAGGCUGCCGCUGACAAACAGACUGAUGUAGAGCAAGUGAUAACUGAUGUAAUUAUGGAGAGGGCUCAUGCCCAACCGGCUCCAACAGCUUCGGCUUUCUCUGAGACCAAGUUUGACGAGGAAACACCAAUGGUGCCCAAGAGUAUCGAGAAUAUCGUGAGUUUAGAGGAGCUAAGUGCUCUUGAGUCGCUUGCGUUUAAGUCGCUGGUAGAGAAAGAGCGUCAAACAGUGAGCCAGCUGAAGCAGACGAAGCAUGAUAUGGACGUUGAGGGGCUGUUGGCGGCUGGCCGUAUUGGUGCGCAGGCUACGGAGAACAGAACCGCUGGCCGCAUGAUGAAAAAGCUUGAGUCCAUGCUGUCCAACCUCGAGGUGGAAAUUGAGGAGGUUGACCGUCACGUUGGUGACCGUUUGAAUAUUCUUGAUCGCGAUAGCGAUGGUGUGCUGUCAGCCGAGGAGCUGCGUGAUGCUGUUAUGACGAUCCUGCGCAAGGCCAAUAUUCAGGAGGAUGUGGAAUGGGUCAUUUCGCAGAUUGAUGAAGAUAAUGACGGCAAAAUCGCUCUGGAGGAGCUGGUUGCCUGGAUUGCAAAGUGUCGCGAAAGUCUAGAAGCUACGGGCCGCAUUGCUUUGCAGGAACCGACGGACGCAAGCUCCGAAGCCGCUGCUGCAGCAGAAGCCGAGAAGGUAAAGGCAGAUAAGGCAGGGAAGGCGAAGGUCAAACGGGCGAACAGCCGUAAGAAGAAGGACUAG
Molecule: messenger RNA, 2379 nt
Organism: Peronospora farinosa
Lineage: Eukaryota; Oomycota; Peronosporomycetes; Peronosporales; Peronosporaceae
Source: the annotation of a GenBank genome assembly